UUGAAAUUCUCGUUGAAGGACCUGGAUAAGACCCAGACGGGGAUCAUGCGUCACCACACGAGCAUCAGUGAGCUGAAGAGGAGCUUCAUGGAGUCGGUGCCAGAGCCGCGGCCCAGUGAGUGGGACAAGCGUCUGUCCACCAGCGGCCAGCUGCAGCCAGCGUCUCCUGUGCUGAAGACCCAGACCAUCACCAUCUCAGACGUCACCAACUCCCUGAGAGGAAGUGUGGCCAACAAGGACGUCCCAUCAGUUCACACUGCGACCAAGACCAUCACAUACGAGUCAGCUCAGACCGUGGACGGCCUGGCAGAACGGGAUGUCGGAGUUCUGCUGAGCGCCCAGACCAUCACUUCAGAGACCACCAGCACCACCACCACCACCCAGAUCACCAAGACGGUGAAAGGAGGCGUCUCUGAGACCCGCAUUGAGAAGAGAAUCGUCAUCACUGGAGACACUGAAAUUGAUCACGACAAGGCUUUGGCUCAGGCCAUCAAAGAGGCCAAAGAGCAGCACCCAGACAUGUCUGUUACCAAAGUGGUGGUCCACCAGGAGACGGAGAUCAGCCCAGAGUGAGACAGGUGAGUGUGACUGAACCCUCUACAGGUAGUGAAGGUUGCUGCUCUGCUCGAGGCCUGAAGCAGGAGGAAGAUCACCAGACUUUAAUUAUCAGAGAUUAAGUUCCUCUCUUCUUUGGAACAAAGGCAGAGUUGAAAUGCUUUCACUGCAAGGCGAGGUACGAGCGUGGUGUUUGGAGCCUCUAUCAACUCCCCUCUAUUCACUUCAUCAAACACAUACUUGUAAUCUGAGUCCCACACCAGUAAAGGGAGGACGUCCUCUCUUUGGGUUGUUACUAAUCAACAACCAGAACACAAUGGUCAUUUCCAAAUGUCAUCUUCAAUUCUCUAACACUGGAUUGUACUACAUAAAAUGGAGGG
Molecule: messenger RNA, 935 nt
Organism: Pseudoliparis swirei
Lineage: Eukaryota; Metazoa; Chordata; Actinopteri; Perciformes; Liparidae
Product: protein 4.1-like
Exons: 5
Coding region: 46-573 (175 amino acids)
Biological process (GO): cortical actin cytoskeleton organization
Cellular component (GO): plasma membrane; cytoskeleton
Molecular function (GO): actin binding; structural molecule activity
Source: RefSeq, a predicted model, not a curated record